AUGUCACAAUCACAACCACAAAUUCCAGAAGUUGGCGAUGAGUUUCCAAUAGCAGAAAACUUCAAGGAAAUGGCACAACAAGGUGGUGGAAAAGGUGACCACAUUCCUUUCAUAACUUUGCAAUGUACAAUGGGAGCUGUUUUAAAUAAAAACACCAGAACUUGGGUAGUAACAUCUUCCAAAAGUAUGCAUAAUCAUGAACUACUUAUUCCAUCUCAAAUCCAUUGUCUUCCUCAACAUCGGUACCUCAAUACAGAGCAAAAAGAGUUGGUUCAUAUAAUGCUUAAAAGUGGGGCAUCAACUCAAUCAAUUGCUGAUGGCACAAAUCAUGACACUACAAUGCGCCUUAUAAAAAUGUUAGAGGAACAUCAAUAUAUACUUCAUCAUCUAUUAAUAAAAAAUAGCCAUAUGUUAAACUUAUUUUUCACAUAUAUUGAAGCUGUACAUCAAGUAGCUAUAUGUCCAGAGGUGCUUAUAAUCAAUGCAACAUAUAAGAUAAACUUAUAUAAGUUACCUCUCAUCAAUGCAGUUGGUAUAAGUAAUAUCGGUAAUGCUAAAGCUCUUAACACGUAUCAAAUAGCAAUGGCAUGGGUAGCAAAUGAGCAAGAACCCACAUACGAAUGGUUUUUAUUUAUUUUAAAAGAGACAAUUUAUGACAUUUUUUUUGUUCCCCAGAAGUAUUUGUUUCAGACAGGGCUUUGGCCUUUAGAAAAGCAGCAGACAAGAAAAUUUUUUGAUUCAGAUGAAGAGUAUAAUGAAUUCCUGUUGACGGUCCAGAAAGUUGCCUAUGCUGAAGAAAUGAAUGAAGUUGAAAAAGCAUUUAAAGAAGUUAGUCAAACGAUAAUGAAAAGUAGGGACCCUGAAUAUAUUCAAAAUUAUCUUGAAGAAUGGAAAAAAGAUACAAAGUGUUGGAUGCAUGUUUUUACAAAGAAUUAUUUACAUAUGGGAACUCAGUCGACACAGAGAGUGGAAGGAAGUCACAGCACUUUAAAAAAGGCAAUAGAAGCAUCAAGUGGUUUGGAGCAAGUAUUUUUACAUAUUGAUUGUGCCUUUCGUCAAUGCCAACUACAAACGAAUGGAGCCCUAGACUCGAAUAUUGUUUCUGCUGAUCCAUUUAUACAUAAUGACAAAAGCUUGAGAUUGAAUUAUAAAUUACUAUGUCGUCACAUCAUUCCACCAACAGGACCUGUUCUACUUAAUCUCGUACAUAAAUGCUGGCAUCUAAAACAUGAUUCUGUAUCUUCAAUACCAUUAUCAUUGUUAAUUGAUAUAACUAUUAGUAAAGUUCUUUACAAGCUCAAAGAAAAAUAUGAACAUCUUAAUGAUAAAAUUUCAAUCCCAAAGGCACCAUUAUAUAAUGUGUCUACUUUGCCUAAAAGACAUCUACAAUCUAUUAAGCGAAACCCUCUUCUUAGCGAAUAUCAAGAAAAAAUACCUAUUUUUAUGCAUAAAUAUAUAAAAAAAGUGGUUAAUAUAGAUGAAGAUGGAAAUUGUAAGUACAGAGCAGUGGCCGUGGGUUUAGGAAGAAAUGAAAAUAAAUGGCCAAAUAUAAGAAAGAAAUUGUUUGAAGAAUUAAAUAAAAAUGAGCCUUUUUACUGA
This is a messenger RNA of Cetraspora pellucida, 1599 nucleotides long. Lineage: Eukaryota; Fungi; Glomeromycota; Glomeromycetes; Diversisporales; Gigasporaceae. The record is from the annotation of a GenBank genome assembly.